Messenger RNA from Melospiza georgiana, 10733 nucleotides. RefSeq names its product spermatid perinuclear RNA binding protein (gene STRBP). The transcript has 18 exons. NCBI's taxonomy places the organism in Eukaryota, Metazoa, Chordata, Aves, Passeriformes, Passerellidae. Gene Ontology annotation, molecular function: single-stranded RNA binding; double-stranded RNA binding. The coding region runs from base 254 to 2293 and encodes 679 amino acids. Gene Ontology annotation, cellular component: precatalytic spliceosome. The record is from RefSeq and is a predicted model, not a curated record.
CGCUGCGGAGCCGGAGGAGCCGGACGGGGCCGCGGAGCCGGGACGGGGCCGCGGGGCAGCGCCGGGGCCGGCGCCGAGCGGGGUGAAUUAGAGAAAGUGACUCCCAGAGCACCUUGGCUGUAUGAACUCUUGAGCUGUCAAGGGACUGAGAGGCUUAUGAAGAGGUUCUGUCAGGCAAAACAGUGCUUAGCAAAGACACCAAGGAGGAGGGAAAAGGAGAAAGGGAGGGAGAGAGCUGCAACACUAACAAACCAUGAGAUCGAUCCGAUCUUUUGCUAACGAUGACCGCCACGUAAUGGUGAAACAUUCAACCAUUUAUCCAUCUCCAGAGGAGCUUGAAGCUGUCCAGAACAUGGUCUCAACAGUAGAAUGUGCCCUUAAGCAUGUCUCUGACUGGAUGGAUGAAAAAAACAAGUCUGCAAAGAGCGAGGGUGAUGUGGAAGCCAAGGAGGAAGCUGCAGAAGGCACAGCCAAGGAUCAAGGUGGUCGGACGUUAUGUGGUGUUAUGAGAAUUGGCUUGGUUGCAAAGGGCUUGCUGAUCAAAGAUGACAUGGACCUGGAGCUGGUUCUCAUGUGCAAAGAAAAACCCACAAAGACCUUGUUAUGUAUUGUUAAAGACAAUCUCCCAGCUCAAAUUCAGAAACUUACAGAAGAGAAGUAUCUGGUGGAGGAGCAUGUAAAUGAGGCAGCUAUUGUUAUCCAUAACACAAAGGAGCCCAAGCUCACUUUGAAGGUGAUACUCACAUCCCCUCUCAUCCGAGAUGAAGCAGAGAAGAAGGAAGGAGUAGAUAAUGUUGCGAUGAAAGAUCCUCCGGACUUAUUGGACAGGCAGAAAUGCCUGGAGGCCUUGGCGUCUCUGCGGCACGCCAAAUGGUUUCAGGCCAGGGCAAAUGGACUAAAAUCAUGUGUAAUUGUCCUUCGUAUUCUGCGGGAUUUGUGCAACAGAGUCCCCACAUGGGCACCGUUGAAAGGCUGGCCACUCGAGCUUAUAUGUGAAAAAUCUAUAGGUACUUGUAAUAGACCUUUGGGCGCUGGGGAAGCGUUGCGACGAGUGAUGGAGUGUUUGGCAUCUGGAAUUCUGCUUCCUGGGGGCCCGGGGCUGCACGACCCCUGCGAGCGCGAGCCCACGGACGCUUUGUCUUACAUGACAGUUCAGCAAAAAGAAGCCAUUACACACAGUGCUCAGCACGCGCUCAGAUUAUCAGCCUUUGGGCAGAUCUAUAAAGUUUUGGAAAUGGAUCCCCUCCCAUCAAAUAAGUCAUUUCAGAAAUAUUCCUGGUCAGUAACUGAUAAAGAAGGUACAGGCUCAUCUGCUCUGAAGAGACCGUUUGAAGACAGUGUCGGGGAUGAUAAAGAUCCAAAUAAAAAGAUGAAGCGUAAUCUGAGGAAAAUACUAGAUAGUAAAGCAAUAGAUCUCAUGAAUGCUCUGAUGAGGCUGAACCAAAUCAGGCCAGGGCUUCAGUAUAAGCUGCUGUCACAGUCUGGUCCAGUCCAUGCCCCAGUCUUCACAAUGUCUGUAGAUGUUGAUGGUACGACUUAUGAAGCAUCAGGACCUUCUAAGAAAACAGCCAAGCUCCAUGUGGCAGUGAAGGUUUUACAAGCAAUGGGGUAUCCAACAGGUUUUGAUGCAGAUGUGGAAUGUGUAAGUUCUGAUGAAAAAUCAGAUACUGAAGGUAAAAAUGAAACAACGUCUUCAAUCUCAAGCAAUAAUAAUACUGGCAAUUCCACAGCUGACACCUCCGCUACCCUAGAGGUAAGAACUCAGGGUCCCAUACUCACAGCAAGUGGUAAAAACCCGGUGAUGGAGCUCAAUGAAAAGAGAAGAGGUCUGAAGUACGAGCUCAUCUCCGAAACAGGGGGAAGCCAUGACAAGCGCUUUGUGAUGGAGGUAGAAGUAGAUGGGCAGAAGUUCAGAGGUGCAGGCCCAAACAAGAAAGUAGCAAAAGCAAGUGCUGCAUUAGCAGCACUUGAAAAACUGUUUUCUGGGCCUAAUGCAGCAAAUAACAAGAAAAAGAAGAUUCUUCCUCAGACUAAAGGGGUUGUCAAUACAGCUGUUUCUGCAGCAGUCCAGGCUGUUCGAGGCAGAGGACGAGGUGCUUUAACACGAGGGGCGUUCGUUGGGGCAGCUGCUGCUACUGGAUACAUAACACCAGGCUAUGGAGCACCAUAUGGAUACAGCACAGCGGCACCAGCCUACGGUGGUUUUUUCAUUGACAGUCCCUAUUGCCAGCCUCUCAGCAUCGCACCUUUUAUUAUUCACUUGGGCCCUCAAGAUUUCUUCUCUGACUUCUAGAACCAUCAGGUUGUGUGGCUCCAAAUGUGGCUCGUUUUGAGGUUUCUCAACUUCAGACAUGGGAUCUGAGCUUUUUUCCUUCUUUUUUUUUUUUUAAAGUGUUUUUCUUACUUCUUGAACUUUGCUCCAUGUAAUGAAAAGCAAUACUUAGUCCAAGCCACAAGUCCUCUCUUUGGGUACAUAGCAAUAGAUGUGUAUAUACUCCUGGUUAUUUCUUUACACUAGAAGGGGAAGGACUGCUGUGUUGAGGGGGGAAAACCAAAUGCCAAACCAAGGCACAACCCGGGUCGAGUGCUGCUUCAAGCACUGAAAUCUGCCUUUACUUUCACUAUUGAAGUCCUUCAGAAUUUUGAUACUAUGCUGUAUUUGCAUGUUUCCUAUAAAAGUUGCUACAGAGCUGUGCAAUGGUCACUCCUGAAGCAGCAGUGCUUUGUACCAUUGUGCAUGUCAGCAGACAUGAAAUGUAGCAAAAUGGCAGAAGAAAACAGAACAUAAUAUUUUUUCCCAAAAUGUAACUGAAUGAUAUAUUCUCUCUCUUUUUCCCUCAUCAUUGAUAUGAGGCACAAAAAUGAUAGGCCUGAACUUGAAAAUCAAGUGGAUUGCUUUUGUGUCUCUUAAAAUCAUCACCAAAUGAUAGGAAAAUACAGUAUUUGGGAAACAUCCAGUUCAAAAAACUUUGCUGCUCUAAAUUUACUGAGAUAUUUCCCUCUUGAAUAUUUGUAUGUUGAUAUUUUGAGAUUGUCAAUCAGCAAUAACUGAAAGGUUAAUGUUUUUUUAAAUGGUAUUGGAACAUCUAUAUGUUGCAGCUUAAGACUUCUAAGCAGUUUUCAGCAGGUUAAUUCCACUUUAUUCUCAUUCUCUCCGGACCUUCAUAGCCAUAUGCACUUGUAUAAAAUAAGCAGAAAUGUAGUGACUGUAAGCUGAGAUCGUGAUAUAAAAGGUAAGAGAUUUUAUUUUCAGCUUAAAGAAUAUUUUUAUUGCUUUUUUUCUAAAAAUCUCGUAUACCCGUGACAAUCUUGUAUAUGGCACGUUUUUAUUAUGUCUUGAUAACUCAGUGUUUAAAGAGGUAAUACAUAGGUCUGAAUCCCAACUUUGUAUUUCUCAAGGCCAAUUCAAAUACUCCAGUUUCAGUUAAAAAAAUAUUACCUAACACUUAAGAAAUUGUUUGGUUUUAUCAACGGACUGUUCUCCUUCAAAUAUUUCUCUCCUGUGUAGCAUAAAAAGCUGUGUUGAUACUGCCGUGUCAGGCACUGCAUUCCUUGCAUCCCUGUGGACACGUUUGGGUAGGUACCAAAGCCAGGCCAUGGCCUGCUCUGAAUAACGCACACCUUGGUUCUGGCUAAGUGCAACGGGUGACACUAAUAAUGAGAGAAACUAUUUCCCUAAACUGUUAAAGCUAAACUCCAAAUGAAGAAUUAAGAACUUUGAUGAUAUUGCAGUUAAAAUCUGCAGAGAUCAAAUUACAUUAGGUCAAAUUAAUUCAGGAAGCAGCCAGGUUUGCUUCCCUCCUGUGGGUGCAGUGCAGGACAGGAGGGCAGGCAGGGAUUUAUCUCUGCGUGAAUCCUUUGCUUAGCUGUGCUUUUCUACAGCUGGAAAUUAGGAUACAGCCAUCCAUAAAUAAUUCUUUUCAGUUCUGUAGUAAAUGUUUUAACAAUAUUUUACUUAAAUAAAAAUGGGUUUGGAUUAUGACCUAUUGGUGCACAUGAUAUGUGUAGUUUUAAAAUACUAUUUUUUUAUUUGUCUUUUAAACCUUGCGUUAUGCAAAGCUGCAUAGUACAGUACUCCAGAAGUGCAGUACUUGCAGUACUUGAAGUUGCUGGAAACAACUCUUUUUAUAUAAAAAUGGCUAAAAAAUAAAAAAGCAAAAGGGAGCAAGUUGAUGAUGAUGUAUUAGCAUUUUAGGGUCUCAAUUCAGAGAUGAAAACAGGAACAACCCCUGACUGGUAACAGUUGACACUGGUGUCAAACAGAAAACCACUUAGUACAGAAUAUGUAGUGGUGUAUCAAGCCCAAAGGUCUGCAUCAAAACACUAACAGCAAAUAUAAACUAUAUUUGAUUUUAAUAUUGAAUCAUCAAAUUCACUAAGUAACUGCAUGCACAUCCAUUCCUCAGGAUAUUUCUGGAUAUAAUGCAUAGGCUGGUAAGGGAAAAAGAGCUGUUCAAUCGUGUCAGCUUUGCUGCUGAACUUGCACCUGGGAAAUGAACUGAGGAACUGUUCCAGGGGCUGGCCCUGGAAGCACAUAAUCCUUCCAUGACAUCUGCAGGACAACUGAUGAGCCAUCAGAACGUCCUUCCUGUUCAGGGGGCAGGUUUCUAUCUGCUGUUAUCUUCAAGGUGCAAACUCAGGGCUGGAUCUGCAGCUCACCUACACUUCAGUCCCUUUUUAAGCCUGGCAGGCCCAGCAGUGCUGAUCCCGGAGCAGCAGGCUGCUCUGCUCCUUCAGACAGGAUAUUAUAUGCAUCAAGGUGCAUUAUAAUGAACUUCUCCUGAAUAUUCCUUUCCUAAGCUUAACUGCUGUCAGCCUGACAAGCACUGUCCACUUCAAGACUGAUAAUAAACAUCUUGCUGACUCUCAUUUGAUCUGCUUCUUUGUGGACUGUGCUUGGCAGCUUAAUCCAUAUGUAUUUCUUUCCAGCAGAAUUGCUUUAACUGUGAAUUUCUGUAUUUUUCUGUUAUCACUUUUUUUAACUCUUAAAAACCUAAGCUUUCCACUCUCCUGCUGUUUUUUUUAAAUUAUCUCAAAUUUCUUGCAUCUUUUUUUCUCUAGAUUUCUCUAAUACCCUGCUCUUUGUAAUGCAGUAAAGCAUUGCAGUAUUUAUGUCUAAGAUGGCCCCUUGCCUUUGCUGCCUCCCUUUUCAGUAGGAGAGAACCAUUUUCUGAUAUAUGAAACAUACUAAGACUCCUAAAUCUGGGUUCUGCAGCCUCCUGGAAUCAGAGAUAAGACUCUAAGGGGCAUGAUUGCCUGGGAACCCCUCUCAUUCAUGUGGAACUUGAGCAAAAUAGCCCCUUGUACUGAAGGGUCACAGAGUAGGCUCUGAAGUGCUUGAUGUAUUCAGGUUUGAGAGAGCAGCCAAUUCCAUCAGUAGAUUUUAGCCUAAUGUCAGGCUAUUAUCUGAUCAGUAAUCUGGAUAACAUUUGCUUCAUCAGUGUUGCAUCAAGUAUAGCUUUGCUAAAGCAGAAGUAGAAACUCGUUUCUUCUGCAUAUAACUUUCAGGUUUCCUUUUAAAAGCCUCCUCACAGGAUCUUGGUCUGAACUGCCUUUUCUGUGAGGUUGGAGGUCUGUGUUACAGCUAUUGGGCUUUGCAUUUCUGCAUGUACCCAAGAGCCAAACGCAUACAUCUGGUUGUGUAUGCUCUGUGCAGCUGCCAGUAGCAUUACCAAUUCUGGAGUACCUUUUCAGUGGAGCAGAAAUGGUAUUUUACAGUUUGAAUUUCUGGUUCAUGGAAAAGAAAUCGGAAAAGUUCCUUUCAAUUAGUACAUCUAUAAAUAGGAGACCAGGGAAAGUCUGUGCCUAUACACUACCCACCUUAACGCUAGUUUUAGCUAACCAGAUGAUCGUGUGUAUUUUGGGAGAUGGUGUCUGGCACUUAUGGGAUUAAAAGCCAGAGAUUUACAAUGAAGAACCAAACUGUUUAAUGUGUUCUCUAUACUGGACAUGAAUGGCAUCACCACUGACUUUGCAAAAACACCCAUGAGCUUUAGGGGUCUGCUUCUGUCCUACUUUGCCAGCCAUAAGAGAUUCCUCCAGGCAGGCUCUUCUAGAGAAGGGUUUAGAGUAAGCAGCCUGCUUUGGAGGGCUUGGCUAGCUCAGAACGUGUGUGUGGUGCUUCGGGCCAUCGCGUUCUCUCUCUGCCAGUGCUUGCUGUCUUCCUUAAGCACACAUUCAGGAGCUGGAACACAGUGACCUUAUUCCUGGGCGUUUGGCCAGUUGGAUGGAGGGAGGCCAGCCUGUGCUCCUGAAGGGAAUGUGUAACACGAGGCCUCGGUUGCCCAAGCAAUUUCUGUUGGACACGGUGCACAAUCCAACCCUCACAAAGGCAAUUUAGUGCCUGGGUAGGUGGUUCCUAAUCUGUCUAAUUUGCUGUCCUGUAGCCAGUGUGAGCUAAUUAGAUGAUUCAGCAAUUGUCAUGGCUCCCCACUUAAUGUGCUGUAAAUGCUGCUGCCAUGACUUUCACUGCUGUUAAAUACCUUUGCUUCUGUGAAGUCUGUCCUCCUGCCCUGCAUUUUCUGAUCAUCUUCUAGAAUCCUAGUAAAGAACUGAUUCUCUCAAAUUAUGAAAUUGUUACAUAUAAGUAUCUAGAUUCUUAAAAACUUUUAAUCAGACUGUGAAGCACUUCAGAGAAACCAGUUUUCCUGCAAAUAUUUCAACUUAUUCAUGUGCCAGAGGACUAUUUCUACUCAUUAACAAAGAUCUGAAAACUGCUCCAGUAUCUCUCAUCUCUGGAGAAAAGGAUUCUUUCUUUGAGAACACUUGCCUUCUGGUAGGAAAAAAGAUUUUAAAGUGUGUCUUAAUAAAAUACUGUGCCCUCAAGCCCCUGAAAGAACUUAACUGGGGAAAAGCGCACAAAUCUAAAAUUAUUUAAGGCUUUAUACUGUGCUAUUGAGAACAAUUUCCCUGACAAGAAGUUCCUCAGAUUAUCAGGAUGUAGAAAAUGCAGGAGGAGAGGCAUGAAGAUUUUUCAAGUAGUCUGAGAAAAACAUCUUCUGUUUGUUGGCUGUUCAGCUAUGCAACAUCAUUCUCUUGUCAUUUAUUUUUCUCCAAGACAGCAAUAAAUGUGAGCAGCUUUAACGUACCACCUCUGAUCCAGUCCUGGCAAUGUCCCUUGGAGAGUGAGAGUGGCAUUCCCUGUUUUUUCUGCCACCAACUCCCUCAUGUAAAGUCCCUUGCUUCAUUUGUAAUUCUACAUCUGUACUUUUGAGCCAGUCUAGAGGUGGGAUAGCUGAACAUCUCUCCUAAUCCGUAUAAACGACAAGACAGUAUUUCAGUCUUUACUCAGACAAAAUUACACGUUUCCUUCUGCCUCUUGUGCUUGGUAUACCAAGAUAUACUCACUCAGUAUUAGAACUUCUUGCCUUUAGGGGAAUUCUAAGACAGCUGCCUCUUACUUAAUGAAGGGAAAGCUAUGUCCCAGCCUCACUGAGUUCCAAGUCACAAAGCAGCUUUAAAAACAGCUCCUAUUUCCGGUGGCUCUGGCAAACAGCACAGGAGCUCUGCUGCUGUGGAUUCCUUUGGAUACACGAUGAGAUGUGUAAACAUGAAAUUCAGAUUGUUGUUCUCAGUCAUGAGGCUGACUAAGACCUCGCCUCUCUGGCAUCAAAAGAAUGAAAAUGAGCUCUGUGCUGGGCACACUGAGGAGCUCUGUUAGGAACGGCUGUUCUGUCUCAAAAAACAGUAACUCAGCUCGAAUGUUCAGCACACAGACCCUCUUGGGCUUCCUGCUAAAUAAUCCAGUGAAAAAUGAGAUAUUUUAUUGACUUGUUUAAAGCAGAACAAAGAGACAGGGUAGCUGAAUCUGCUGUCUUAGUGCAGGAGACAGCUUGUCUAACAGCUUGUUGGUUUCAUUCCACUGGAAGUGGAAAUUCUGCUACAGUCAUUUUAGAGCACUUCACCAGAGAAACCCAGCACUGAAGUCCUGUGCCUAUGGACCGCAGCAGCAGUUUCAUGUGCACUUUCUUUUGAACAUAAACCAUUUCAGCUAGUGGUUAAGUAGUUGGCAUUAAGAGAAUUGUCACUACUAAACUGUUUUAUUGCUUAACCUCAGAGCAAUGCCUUCUUAGCUUUAUUUGUGUCAUCUGAAUCCACACCUGUUUAUGUCCAGAUAUUGUGGUGCUUGCCUUUUCUGCUCAGAGAUAUGGGAUUCACUUGUUGGUUUGUGACUGAUAAUACAAAAGCACAAGUAGGACACAUCUGCCUGUUCCUCUGUCUCCUCCUCUCUCUGGGGUUUCCCAGAAGAAAGGGGACUCUCCCUCCCACACCGCUCUGAUGCUGUGUAAGCAAGGCAAUGCUGUGCUGUGAGUGCUGUGAGUUAGCUAAGAGAAAAGUUCAUCAGACAGUAAGGUUUAAAUUCAGUAAAGUGGGUUUUUUUCUCCAGUUCCUGAGACUGCAUGAAACAUUCAGACCAUAUUGUUUACCUUGAUGUUUUUGAGGAAUGUCCAAAAGUGGUGUGUGGAGAUGUGCAGUUCUAAAGCACAUCUCUUAUUUUGGAUGUUGUUUUAUCUUGCAUUUGGUGCCUUAACUCUGUACAGUUUAAGGUCAUAUAUACUGUACCACAGGUAGUUUAGUAGUUGUGUACUUGAAAAGAACCCAUCAAGCCUAGUCUAUAGAAACUCAUUUACAGACUGAAGCCUUCUCAGGGGGAGUACUCUUCCAUGCUUAAUUAAUAAUCCACCAAGAAGUGAGAGUUACAAGAAUGUAAAGAACAUUUAAAAAAUUUAACUGUAGAGUCUGAAUUUAUCUGAUUUCUAACUUCAAAGGUUUGGGGUAGUAAGAUAAUUAAAGCUGCAGUCUCUUCUAUGCUGUGUUAAGUAAACAACUUCAAAAUGUUUUCUCACCAGCCAGAACUGCACAUUUCUGAAAACCUCUGGACUGCUAUCUCUAGUAGAAUAAAUAACACUUAAUUUUAAAAGGCAUUAAUUGAAUGUAACUGGCUAUCCUCCACUGGUUAGCAGAAGAGAGUUGGAAUGAGUAAAAGCUGCAGUUAAUUUUUAAUUGAUUAAACUUAAGCCUCAUUCAUACCUCUAGCCAGGAUCCAGAAGCUCCAGCUGCCUUAUGCUGCUUUGCAGUUCAUGAGGUGUAGUGCGGCAUCAGCUUGAACACAGGAUUUCUGAAUGCAUCUGGUUCUGGCAAGAGAGAGAAAACAUAACGGAAGAAAAUGUCCUUCUCCAGUUUUAGAGGUUAGAGCAUCAUAGACAGAAGCUGGAGGGAAAGUUGCACUGCCUUUUCCAAGUCCAUUAAGAAAGUCUGUGGUAAAACCAGGAGGUUUAUGUGUGCUGGGGAAAGCCAGCAGCUUUGUGUACUAUGAGCAGGGGGAGCUGGGAUUGCUUUUUCAAUACUUAGUGAGAAAUGAGGUAAGAGGUUUAAGCUAUCCAUACAGCAGGCUAAAAGCUGCUAAUGAUGUUGCUAAAGGAGAUGCAUUUUUUUUUUUCUGUUCAGUAAACAAGUCCAGGAUUGCUGGUUUUCCAGAGGAGGAAUGUGAGAAAUCCAAUGGACAGAUUUUGUUUCCUGAUGCACUCCUACCCAAAACAGAUAGAUAGUUCCAGGCAGUAUACAGAGCAUGCCAUUGAAUUUUGGGAGGAAAAGGAAUAAUAGUCAUUUCCUCAGAAGGAACAGUAGUUAGUUAUUUCUGUAAUGCCCACAGUAUUCUAGACAAGCUGCCUUUACACAGAGGAGCAUGGCAACAAGGGAAAGCAGAUACUGCUCCCACAGUGACCUGUGUGUACACAUUUUAGGUCACCAAUAUUGGUGUAACUCCUUAUGACAAACUAGGUUCCUCUUACCAGCAAAGUGUAUUUUGACAUUCUAUCCACUUCUAUUUUUUAAGCUAAAGGGGAGUUAAUCAUAGCACUCAUCUGUUUUGAUGGGAGUAGAGCAGAAGGUAAGUUUUAACUUCAUACUUUGAAGCUGCUAUGAAUAGAUUAACAGUGUUCCAUGGAAACAACCUGAUGUACUUCUUUAUUUUCUUGGAGUUUCAUUUCUGUGUUCUUGCAAAAGCACAAGCUUGUGGAAGCGUAAUCAAUACAGAGUUACUCAGGGUACUGCAUCAUCUCAGCAGUGGACACUAACUGCAUUUUAAGUCAACAGGCACACAUAAAUCAAGCUUAAUUAAGAGGAACAGGACAUCUUGGCAAGUUUUGCUUUAUUACUGGCACUGCUACAAUUUAAUGAUCUAUGCAUACUGCAAUGUGUGUAUUGCUGCACUCACUCCCAACAGAAUGUGAGUCUUGUAAGUGUGUCCUGUAAAGUAUCAAAGUCAGGGCAAGAGAGACAGUAUUUAUUCUUCUGUCAUUAUUUUCACAAAGAACUGUUUCUAAGCAGAUGGAAAGUCAUUCUGCUCAAAGGAGAAUAACGGUGGGCUAGAGAACAGCAUUCGGAGCAGUACAGCUUCUGAAAAGUUCGUGAUCCUAUGAAUUUAAUUACAAAAAUUCUGAUUUGCAGUACAGAUUCUUUCCUGUGUUUUUAAACUCAUAUAACUGUUUCCUUGCUCAAAAUAACAGGAUAAAGACAAGUGUAGUUUUCUGAUAACAUCUAUUGUGUGGAAAUCCACAUACACUGGAAGAAAAGGGAGGCUGUACUGCAGAGAGCAUAUUCAACUACAGAGCCAUUCUCUGGGCAAUGCUGCAUAAUUUAGGAGUGGGUAACCAUGCCUUCAGGGACAACAUGAAACAGAGCAGAUGGUUGAAAAAAAAAUCACAGAAAAAAGCCUCCAAGCUUUGUCCAGU